AUGGAAUCAUCGCGGCAGAUUCAGCUUGCUGCCGAGUACAAAGCCGUAAAUUGUUUUAAAUUUUUCAUGAUGAACAAUCAAAGCAUAAAUAGCUCUACUGUAAGUGAUGCUUGCAGUGGUGGCAGUACAGAAAUUAUAGAAAUGGUCGAUCACAUUGCGCAUUUCCCUUCUUACAGCAUUGAUUCCGUAAUUCGCCAUCAUAACAACGAAGCAUUCGAUUACUUGAGGUCCAGAGCGGGCAUGAACAUAUCCUUUGUUGCUGCAUUCAGGUAUUCCAACUUUAUUGUCGCACAAAAAGGAAUUUCCGAAUUAAAUCAUAUCAACGAAUUCGAAUCUGAUGACAGCAACCUUUUACUUGGACCAACCGUAAGUGAUAACUUGUAUUUCUUCAAGAAAUUCCUUGAAAACGGCACAGAAAUUAAACAAAUUAAUUACAUCAACAAAGCCGCCAUUCAUUCAUCAUUUGACAUUGUUAAAUACCUUGUAGACAAUGGUAUCUAUCAAGUAGAUUCUAUUACUCUCCCUGAUAAAUGGUCCCCACUCCAUUACGCAGCGAAUUCAGGAAGUUACGAAGUCAUCAAAUUUUUGGUCGAAAAAGGCGCCGACAUAAACAGGAAAGAUUCAGACGGAAACACUCCUCUGCAUCUCGCAUGCCGUUCAUUGGGAGACAAAGAGUCUAUUCUGUACAUGCUGGACCACGGAGUUGAUCCGAAACUAAAGAACAACGAAGGACAAACUCCUUACAUGAAAAUCGAAACUGAUGGAGAUAUUGGAUGCGAAAUUUUGGAAGCAUUCAUUUCAAGGAAAGCAGCAACAAUUGAAACAAAGAAUGAGUUUGGAUUAACUCCUCUAGUUCGUGCAGCACAAAGCGGAAACCUCAAACUCGCGAAAUUCUGUAUUUCUCAUGGCGCAGAUGUUGACGCAAGAGAUCCAACACAUCAAAGAACAGCUCUAAUCUUGGCAGCAUAUAAAAACGAUGUUCCAAUGAUUGAGUUGUUGUUGGACUAUCUCGCAGACAUUGAAGCGAAAGAUGAGUAUGGAAACACUGCAUUUCUUGAAGCUGUUGAAUUCGACUGUCCUGAUGCAAUUUAUUGUCUGCACAAGCACAACUGCAAGACAAACUUAAUCACACCAGAUAACUACACUCCAAUGAUGAUUGCUGCGAAAUACGGAGCAUUGAAAUCGUUGGAAGCAUUAGUUAAAAUUGGUUGUGAUAUAAAUUGGCAGCGUCCUAAUGAUAUUUUCACAGCUUUAGAAAUGGCAGUUAAUGUUGGAAAUCUCGACACAAUUAAUAAACUGAUUGAUCUCGGCGCAAACAUUGAAAGAUACGGAAAAGUCCUUGUUUCUAUCCUUCAUUCUGCUGUUUACAGACAAAACAUUGAUGUCAUUAAGCUUCUUGUUAAAAGAGGUGCAAAUAUCGAAGAUAAAUGCAGAAAAGAUGGUGCAACACCUCUUUAUGAUGCAUAUCAGUUUGAUAGAAUUGUUUCUUUCGAAUAUAUGUUGUCUAUUGGUGCAAAUCCAAAUGCAAAGAACAAAAAUGGAGUUUCUAUUUUGUUUGGAAUUUGCGACGAUGAACAAGUUGAGUUUUUGAAAGUUCUCGUUAGAUAUAAAGUAAACGUUAACGAGAUCUCUCAACCAGAAGGUGCAAAUGCAUUGGCUCCUUGCAUCCAUCGCGAGAAUCCAGAGAUGGUUAAGAUCCUUUGCCAGGCCGGAAUCAAUGUAAAUCACAAAGAUCCACUUGGAAAUUGUCCUCUUUUGUACGCAGUUCAAUACGGAAAUGCCAAAAUUGCAAAGAUCCUUAUGGAAUAUGGAGCACAUCCAGACAUGCCUAACAACUACCACAUGACACCAAUGUUUCUUGCAAAGCAAUAUUCGAAGACAGAUCUAAUCAACAUCAUGGAAAGAACUAAGCAAAAGUAUAGAAAGUAA
This is a messenger RNA of Trichomonas vaginalis G3, 1929 nucleotides long. Its product is annotated as spectrin binding. The record is from RefSeq and is a predicted model, not a curated record. The transcript has a single exon. NCBI's taxonomy places the organism in Eukaryota, Parabasalia, Trichomonadida, Trichomonadidae. Gene Ontology annotation, molecular function: protein binding. The coding region runs from base 1 to 1929 and encodes 642 amino acids.